UGACGAAGAAAGGUAUUAUGGCGUCCAUUGUAUCAGUUAGUUUUCAAGUUCCAGACUUCCAAACGGCGUCGUUUCUUUGUUGGUGUAGGAUUGAUUUCGAAAAUUAGGUUUUGAGUUCAGAAAUUUGGUAGUUAAUUGCAAUGGUGCUGAGUUAAUCAAUGGCGGCUAAAGGGAGUUUAUAUGCAGUGACAUUCAUCUAAUUGGUUUGGUAUAAACACUCGUGCGAGACUCGAGCGUUGAUAUAGUUGCAUUCUAUGCUCUUUAGCGUAGUUAAUUCAGCUGGAAAUUGAGUUAGUUUACCUCAAUUGGAUUUGAACCGAUUUGCUAUUCAGGAAUGUUUUCAAUGUUCGCCAGAAUCUUUUUUCAAAGGACUUUGUAUUCGGCUACAUUCACCAACAACACCAGCAUUUUUAGGUGUCUUAAAACUAUAGCACCUUCCAUUGACCAGUGUAGCAAUCCUUUCAGCGGUAAAGGUAGUUGUGGCAGAAGUGUGCCUAAUGAUGAUUACUUUGCAACAAUUCAUCAUGUAUCUAACAUUGUACGGCGGGAUAUUUAUCUGGAGCGGACCCUUAACAAGAUGCAUAUUUCAAGUAUUGUCAACUCUGAACUGGUGUACCGCGUCCUUAGAAGUUGUUGCCAACAUGGUAUUGAAUCUUUUCGUUUCUUUAACUGGGCUCGGACUCAACACCCUCAGUAUGACCCAACUACUGUUGAGUUUGAAGAACUUCUUAAGACCCUUGCCCGGACUGCCCACUGGGAGACAAUGUGGAAAGUAGUCCAGCAGAUGAAAGCUCAAAAUAUUCCUAUCUCACCGUCCAUUGUUUCAUUCAUUAUUGAACACUAUGGUAAGCGUGGUCUCAUUGAUCAGGCUGUCGAGCUUUUCAAUCGGCUCAAGAACUUCGACUGUCCUCAAACUACUGAAGUAUACAAUGCUAUGCUUUUCGCACUCUGUGAGGUCAAGAAUUUCCAAGGGGCCUAUGCAUUGAUUCGGAGGAUGAUACGAAAAGGUACUGUUCCAGAUAAGCAGACAUAUUCUAUUCUUGUAAAUGGCUGGUGUUCUGCCGGGAAGAUGAGAGAGGCACAAGAGUUCUUGGAGGAAAUGAGUCGGAAGGGCUUCAAUCCUCCUGUACGUGGGAGGGACCUUCUAAUUGAUGGGUUGCUCAGUGCUGGAUAUCUAGAAUCAGCUAAAGGAUUGGUGAGAAAAAUGACAAAAGAGGGGUUUGUGCCAGAUGUUGGAACAUUCAAUUCUUUGGCAGAGGCUAUAUGUAAAACUGGGGAAAUCGACUUUUGCAUUGACCUCUUCAAUGAUGUUUGUAGAUCAGGGCUUUUUCCUGAUAUUGAGACUUAUAAGAUUGUCAUAACUGCUGCAUCAAAGGUAGGUAGGAUUGAUGAGGCAUUUCAGAUUCUUCAUAGGUCAAUUGAAGCUGGACACCGGCCAUUUCCCAGUUUAUAUGCUCCAAUACUAAAAGCUUUCUUCCGGAGAGGACAGUUUGAUGAUGCAUUUAGCUUUUUCAGUGAAAUGAAGCUGAAAGGGCAUCCACCAAAUCGACCUCUUUAUACCAUGUUGAUAAAGAUGUGCUCUCGUGGAGGUAGAUUUGUAGAGGCGUCUAAUUAUUUAGUAGAAAUGACCGAGUUAAAUUUGUUGCCUAUGUCACGAAGCUUUGACAUGGUGACAGAUGGAUUGAAGAAUUGUGGAAAACAUGAUCUAGCCAAAAGGAUCGAGCAGUUGGAGAUAUCUGUCAAGGGCAUCUGAAUUAUUGUUGUGAAUCGAGCAGUUGGAGAUAUCUGUCCAAUAGACUCAAGGCUGUGCGAAUGAUCUGCCCUUUAUUUGAUACAACACGUUGGGUGAGGAAUCUGGAACGUUCUUACUUUAAGAUGUGGAAUCUCUAUUGCUCCGGCCAGCAUCCUCAGCCCUUCAAAGUGACCAAGAAUGACUCAGGAUUUCCUUUUGACCACUAGAUGUAGUAGGGAAGGAAGAGAACAUGAUUGUAGAUAAAACAAGAGAACAUAAAUUCCUAUUUAUAUAGAAGUAUAUAAAUUACUGCAUUUAGGUGUUUGUUGAAAUGUGAUUCAAGUCUCAAGUGUUGAUCAUAUUACCCAUUCGUGGUACUGGAAACUCUCGAUGAAAGUUCAUUAGUUGUUCAAGUGCAAGCAAAUGUCAAGACUCGAGACGAGACUCACCCAAUGUCUUGUUUGGUUUGAAUGUGAAAACUCACAAGAGUGAGAGAGAGACUGGAGGGAGAGGGGUGAUGGAUAACUGUUAAGUUCAAAAAUUGGGUGGUGAAUGAAAUGUAAGGAGUCAUUGUUGUGCCUCUUUAUUCAUCAACUUGUAUUUGACAUUUUCAGUUGAGUUUAUGCAGGCAUCCAAUGCCCCUAGUAUAUCAA
Messenger RNA from Solanum tuberosum (potato), 2385 nucleotides. Its product is annotated as pentatricopeptide repeat-containing protein At5g18390, mitochondrial. Gene Ontology annotation, molecular function: protein binding. Gene Ontology annotation, biological process: RNA splicing. The transcript is spliced from 4 exons. NCBI's taxonomy places the organism in Eukaryota, Viridiplantae, Streptophyta, Magnoliopsida, Solanales, Solanaceae. The record is from RefSeq and is a predicted model, not a curated record. The coding region runs from base 335 to 1753 and encodes 472 amino acids.